CCCAGAGUUGUAGUUGUGAGAGGAGCGGACUCAACGUCAGCUUGUAGUUGUAUGCCUCGGUAGAGGCUAAAUUAGCUGGCUAACUAGGCUCCAACUUGCUGGAUAAAUUAUCUCUGUUACCCACAUAUCGUUUGAGAGGAGUUCAUCUUCCGGUGAGAUCAUGGCAGAUUUCUCGCUGUCAGAUGCCUUAGGAGACGACUCUCCAAGCAAGGCAAAGAAAAUUGGAAACAAUAACCCGAACGCUCCUGCUGGUAACCCUCAGCCUCCUGCAAAUCCAGGCUGGCCGGGUGCAGCCCCAGGAGCUCCCACCCAGCCCUCCGCUCCGGGUGGCUUUGCUGGUGGAUCUGGCCCUGGGGCGCCGGGGCAGUUCCCGUAUCCCUCUGGUCACGGGGCACCAGGGCAAUACCCAGGACCUCCUUCAGCACCUGGUGGGUUCCCCCCUGGUCCUGGGAUACCUGGACAAUACCCAUCUGCACAAUACCCCCCUGCACCGGGAGCUCCGGGGCAGUUUCCCUCCAGCCCUGGAGCCCCUGGGCAGCACCCAGGGCAGCACCCUGGGCAGCACCCUGGGCAGUACCCUGGGCAGUUUCCUGGGCAGCACCCUGGGCAGUUUCCUGGGCAGUACCCACCUGAAGGAGCUCCAGGACAGCUACCCGGAGGCCCUGUUUCUUACCCAACUGGACCAUUUCCUUCUGGCCCCGGAGCUCCCCCUGGGCCUUAUCCAAAUGUGCCUUACCCAGGAAGUCAGCCAGGAGGAGGCAACGGGAUGUACGGACCUGGUGGUCCAGGUGCAUUCCCCCCUCCAGCUGGCCCUGGUGGUUUCCCUGCAUACCCCGCUGGAGGCUUUCCCCCCAUGCCCACUGGGUCAUGGGGACCCCCUGCAGGUGGAGGCUUCCCUCCUGCCCCUGGCCCCUUUGGUCCUGGCCCUGGGCCUAUGGGUCCGUACGGCGGCCCUGCCGCUCCAGGAGGCAUGCUGAUGGUGCCGUAUGAUCUCCCACUUCAUUCUGGAAUUAUGCCCCGACUUGUAAUCACGAUAGAGGCGGAGCCUGUUCCUGGAGCAGACAGAUUCCAAGUUGACUUCUUCAAAGGCCCAGAGGUCGUCUUUCACUUAAAUCCUCGAUUUCACGAGCAAACAGUUGUCAGAAACUCCAACCUAGGUGGCUGCUGGGGGCCGGAGGAGCGGGAUGCAUUUUUCCCCUUUGUUCCCGGACGUCGUUUUGAGCUGAAGAUCCUUGUGGAGGAGGACUCGUUUAAAGUGGCGGUGGACGGGAACCACCUGCUGGAGUACGAGCACAGAGUGGGCGGGCUGGAGGAAGUGAACCUGCUGCGAGUGACUGGAGACAUCGUCCUCUACAGCGUAGCCCCGAACAUGAUCUGAACCUCAGCUACCAGACCGCGUGCUGUACAGGAGACACCGUAUCUGAAAUCCUUUCAAAUACCUUGAUGGAGUUUUUGAGGCACAAUAGUCAGUAAAAUGCAAUCUUUGCCCACCUGGCACUUUGUCAUUUAUUACAGAACAAAUGGCAGAUUAACUCAGCACGUUAUAAUCCUUUUCUCUUUGUUUGCUGGAUGAUAUCUCUUCUUUUCUUUGCCGCUCACAAUCCAUUAACGACAUAACAGUAGUGAAUGAGAUAAAGUGCAUCUAAAACAGGCGUUUUAAGGAAAUACUAAUUCAAACCUAAUGAGAAGAGUGUAGGCCAAGUGGAACAUAUUUUCCACUAGUAUGCUGUAUUUUGUUUACAGUACGUGUAUGUUUAUUAUCCUGUCCUUCAUAUCAACAUCUUGUAAUGCAUGAGAGUGUGAUGCUGAAAAUCAACUUGGUCUCCUCUUCCCCUUCUGUCUUCAGUGCUGGCCGAUUUUCCCCCCCCCCCCCCAAGUUUCUUAAAAAGUAUUUAUAUACGGACUUUGAGUUCCUCCUCUCUUCAGUAUGAAUCCUCCUGAGCUCUGAGACUGGAGGGUGGUGUUUUACAAAUUAUGAUUUCAUGUUGAAGUCAAAUGGAAUGGUGAAAAAAUGAGGCUCAAUUUAAAGUAAAUCGUCGGAUAGGAGAGGCAUGGGAUCUCUGAUUUGUUGCCAAAGAUAACAGUGGUACAAUAUUUUCAGAUUAAAUGCUUAUGAUUAAAAGGGGACAAACAAAUAAUGACUGAUAAUGCUGUUUGAUUCAGAAUAUUGUACACCUUUCUGCCUGUGCACAUAAUAAACACUAGUUUCCCUGUU
This is a messenger RNA of Anarrhichthys ocellatus (wolf-eel), 2215 nucleotides long. RefSeq names its product lectin, galactoside binding soluble 3a (gene lgals3a). The coding region runs from base 161 to 1378 and encodes 405 amino acids. Gene Ontology annotation, biological process: positive chemotaxis; neutrophil chemotaxis; positive regulation of calcium ion import. The transcript has 6 exons. Gene Ontology annotation, molecular function: IgE binding; disaccharide binding; laminin binding. Lineage: Eukaryota; Metazoa; Chordata; Actinopteri; Perciformes; Anarhichadidae. The record is from RefSeq and is a predicted model, not a curated record. Gene Ontology annotation, cellular component: nucleus; immunological synapse; cytoplasm.